AUGUAUUCCAAGUUGAUCCGCCGUUUGAACAACCUCAAGCAGCGGGUACCGCUGCUAAACCAGCUCCAUCUGAACUUCAUAUUCCUACACUAUACCUAUAUCUUAUCAUGGGUGAUCAUCGGCUCCAUCAUUGUCUUCUCCGGUGGCAACAUGUCCUACACGGAUGCCCUCUUUCACGCCUCCGGUGCCUCCACCCAGAGCGGGCUGAACACGAUUGACCUCAACAAGAUGUAUCUAUAUCAGCAGAUUGUGCUCUACUUUAUUACGAUGCUAUGUACGCCCAUCUUCAUCCACGGUGGCCUGGUAUUUAUCCGACUAUACUGGUUCGAGAAGCGGUUUCAGCAUGUGGUGCGGGAUGCGCGUGCUUUGCGCACGACUCGAUCUCGCAUGGACACGGUGACCCAGGAUAAGGAGACGCAGGAGGUGAGCCGUGCGGAGCAGGGAGUUGGGGGUCGCUCGAUCGUGGUGCUCCGGAACAAUGCUGGUGAUGCCCGAGGCAGUCGACUCCCCAACCCGACGGCCCAGGUCCCCGAGCUCCAAACGGAUGACGAGGCUCCCGAUGGCAAAAAGCCCAGCGAGCACUCUAGCUCAGAGGAUACCGAGGAACCCGCCAUGGAACGUCGACUUGGCUUGGGAAGUCUACGAGUGCCUACUCAGCUGAGUCCCGAGCAUCACAUCGCUUUCCUCGAAAAUCAACGCAAGAGCAAAGGUGCCCUGCGCAUCCCGAGUCCUCGCGAGUACGAUCGGGGUGGAGUUCCUGAGGCACUAGACGAGGGCGAGGAGGAAGAGCACAACCAGGCGGAACAGCCAUCAAGCCCCCGAUCGGACCGCCGACGGAGCUCAACAGAUUCCGGUGAGAACGAUCAACUUGGUCCGCUGGAAGGUCCGCUGGAAGGACCACAUAUUACGAUCAACGAGCCGGACUUCACCCGUACCCGCACUCGCGGCAACACCUUUUCCCGUCUAGACACGAGGCCAACAAUUCGCGAUACCAUGACCAAAGAUGUUGAUGGUGAGAAUGCACUGGGUCCGUCGACAACCAAGAAUACCUUUCGGGGUAUCUUCCGGUCGCUCACCCAGGAGCAAGAACGGCCUACGCAACCGUAUCUGAGCUGGAACGCGACCGUGGCGCGAAACUCCAACUUUGUGGACUUGACCGAGGAGCAACGCGACGAGUUGGGUGGAAUUGAGUAUCGUGCGCUGAAGACCCUGGCAGUGGUUCUGAUUUCCUAUUACGUGGGCUUCCAUCUCUUGGGUGUGAUCUGCAUGGUUGGUUGGAUUAUGACAGUGGAUACCUGGGGUACCGUGGUGACUGGCGAUGGGGUUGGACGGCCAUGGUGGGCAAUUUUUACAUCUGCGUCUGCCUUUAACGAUUUGGGUUUCACCUUGACACCCGACUCGAUGACCUCGUUUCAGAGGGCGGUAUUCCCGUUACUCCUGCUGUCAUUCUUGAUUAUUAUUGGCAAUACGGGAUUCCCCUGCAUGCUGCGUUUGAUGAUCUGGACACUGUCAAAAUUUGCCCGACAGGGUACGGCGCUGUGGGAGGAAUUGAAGUUCCUGCUUGAUCACCCUCGUCGAUGCUUUACUCUUCUGUUCCCUCGGAAUGCCACUUGGUGGUUGUUUGCAAUUUUGGUGGCGCUGAAUGGCAUUGAUGUGAUUUUCUUUAUUAUCUUGGACCUGAACGAUUCCACUGUGACUACUCUGCCACCUGGUAUCCGAGUCCUCGACGGUCUGUUCCAGGCUGCAGCCACUCGAACUGCCGGUUUUGGCAUCGUGAGUCUGUCGGACCUCCACCCGGCCAUUCAAGUCUCGUACUUGAUCAUGAUGUAUAUCUCCGUCUUCCCCAUUGCCAUCUCCAUGCGUCGAACCAACGUGUACGAAGAGAAGAGUCUGGGGAUCUAUGGCGUCGAAGAAGAGAACGAUGAAGAAACCCAAACCGCCCCCAGUUAUAUUGGUGCUCACUUGCGGCGUCAGCUGAGUUUCGAUCUGUGGUACGUGUUCUUAGGACUUUUUGUUAUUGCCAUCGCCGAAGGUAGUCGCCUGGAGAGCACCAGUGACUAUAGUUUCCAACUGUUCACCGUGCUGUUUGAGGUGGUCUCGGCCUACGGUACUGUGGGCUUGUCAUUCGGAUACCCGGGUGUCAACACAUCUUUCUCCGGGCAAUUCAAUGUGGUCUCCAAGCUGGUCAUCAUUGCCAUGCAAAUCCGUGGCCGUCACCGUGGCCUACCAUAUGCACUGGACCGUGCCGUACUGCUACCAUCCGACGCGUUGAACAGAACCGAGGCCGCCGAGUCCGAGCGCCGCAUGCGCCGACGUGCAUCGAAUCUCAGUGGUGGUGAAUCCUUCGGUCGGCCACGAUCGCGCGGUUAUUCGCAGUCGCAGGCCGACGGCGGCCUGUCCACGGGUCAUGAAUCGCAUGAUUGGCAGACUCAUCCCGCGCCGAACGGAGAUGGUCUCGUGCAUCGCUCAUCGACUGUUCGCUCGAACCGGUAA
Penicillium subrubescens is the source of this 2493-nucleotide messenger RNA. Its product is annotated as potassium ion transporter. Gene Ontology annotation, biological process: intracellular potassium ion homeostasis; potassium ion import across plasma membrane. Gene Ontology annotation, cellular component: plasma membrane. The transcript has 2 exons. NCBI's taxonomy places the organism in Eukaryota, Fungi, Ascomycota, Eurotiomycetes, Eurotiales, Aspergillaceae. The coding region runs from base 1 to 2493 and encodes 830 amino acids. The record is from RefSeq and is a predicted model, not a curated record. Gene Ontology annotation, molecular function: high-affinity potassium ion transmembrane transporter activity.